Messenger RNA from Rhizophagus irregularis DAOM 181602=DAOM 197198, 204 nucleotides. RefSeq lists its product as uncharacterized. Lineage: Eukaryota; Fungi; Glomeromycota; Glomeromycetes; Glomerales; Glomeraceae. The record is from RefSeq and is a predicted model, not a curated record.
UUGUUUCGACAUUCACUUAAACCUCAUACAAAUCUUGGUAUUUUGAGACUUGGACGAAUUCACUCAUAUAAAAAUAAUAACAAGCCGAGUAUAGGUAAUAUAUUUAAUAAUAAUUCACGAAAGUUUCAUAAUAAUAGAACAUGUUUAAGCUUAGGUAAGUCCAAAAAUAAGUAUAUACAUAUUUACAUUUCUAAUUCUUUCUAA